AUGUCGUCGAGAGGACACCGUCAACCGCUCCGCAUCGGCAUUCGGGCGGUCGCCAGCACCUACACCGACAUCGAGGCGCUCUGGCAAAAGGUGGACUUUGGCCGUGAGAGAGCCAAAACUUCCAUGGAGUGGGAGACACUGAAGGAGAGUUGCUGGUACGCAGCGUACGACGCUCCGUUCCACGGAGUCCCAAGCGGUCCAUACAUGGGCGGUCGAGUGGCGGAUAUGAACGCGCACAUAACUAGGAGGCACCACGACUUCCUCGUGCGGUCGCGUCGCGCGCUGUGCGGCCAUACGGUUACGCCGGAGGAAUUCGCAGACACCCUCGCCAGGGUAUCGUCCGUCCUCGGCGUGGGGCUGAGAGUUGCGGUUCAGUGCGUGUUCGAGGAGCCGACGAUCCUCGCGAUGGACACAUCCGAGCUUAUACGCACCAUGGUGGAGCUACGACGACAACACGAAGAUGAGGACCUGGUUACGCUGGUCAUAUCCCAGCCGGCGCUCCUGGGGAGAGCCGUUGAGUGUGAGCCUGAUGGGCACGAGGCGGCGGCGGCAGACGACGUCUUCGGAUAUCCCACGCGCGUGGACAACUACAUGUUGUAUGGGGGGCAGUGGUGA
Messenger RNA from Micromonas commoda, 615 nucleotides. RefSeq lists its product with no specific name. The transcript has a single exon. The record is from RefSeq and is a predicted model, not a curated record. Lineage: Eukaryota; Viridiplantae; Chlorophyta; Mamiellophyceae; Mamiellales; Mamiellaceae. Bases 1 to 615 code for a protein of 204 amino acids.